Messenger RNA from Etheostoma cragini (Arkansas darter), 1810 nucleotides. Its product is annotated as E3 ubiquitin-protein ligase pellino homolog 1-like. Gene Ontology annotation, molecular function: ubiquitin protein ligase activity; protein binding. Lineage: Eukaryota; Metazoa; Chordata; Actinopteri; Perciformes; Percidae. Bases 114 to 1397 code for a protein of 427 amino acids. The transcript has 6 exons. The record is from RefSeq and is a predicted model, not a curated record. Gene Ontology annotation, biological process: regulation of Toll signaling pathway; protein K48-linked ubiquitination.
AGGUGAUGUGCGUACCUGCGCUGAUGGCGACGCUCUGAGGGUGACAGCGGGUGAGACCUCACCCUUCCUCCCGCCCCCCCACCACAACCACCACCCCCCCAAAUGCUGCACAGAUGUAUUCACUCGAUCAGGAAAACAUCUCCAAAUCCCCGGCUUCCACCAAAGGACCAGUCCAGUAUGGAGAGCUCAUUGUGCUCGGGUGUAACGGCGCUCUGCCCAACGGGGACAGGGGGAGGAGGAAGAGCCGCUUCGCUCUGUGUCGCAGGAACAAGUCCAACGGGGUGAAGCCCAGCACCGUCCACUCGUCCUGCACCCCUCAGGCUGCUAAGGCUGUGAGCAACAAGGAGCAGCACAGUAUUUCCUACACGCUGUCCCGGGCUCAGACGGUGGUGGUGGAGUACACGCACGACAGCAGCACCGACAUGUUCCAGAUUGGUCGUUCCACGGAGACUCCCAUUGACUUUGUGGUGACGGACACGCUGCCCGGGGGUCAGAACCAAGUGGACGGACAGACGGUCCAGAGCACCAUCUCCCGCUUCGCCUGCCGCAUCAUCUGCCAACGGAGCCCUCCUUACUCGGCACGCAUCUACGCCGCCGGCUUCGACUCCUCCAAGAACAUCUUCCUCGGGGAGAAGGCGGCCAAGUGGAGGAUGCAGGGCGGCGAGAUGGACGGGCUGACCACCAACGGCGUUCUGGUGAUGCACCCGUGCCACGGCUUCAGCCAGGGCUCCACACCGGGCGUGUGGAGGGAGAUGUCCGUCUGUGGAAACGUCUUCACGCUGCGGGAGACCAGGUCGUCUCAGCAGAGAGGCAAGAUGGUGGACUCCGAGUCCAACGAGCUGGUGGACGGGUCCCUCGUGGACCUGUGCGGCGCCACCCUGCUGUGGCGGACGGCGGCCGGCCUGGCGCACACGCCCACCGUCAAGCACCUGGAGGCCCUGCGGCAGGAGCUGAACGCCGGGCGGCCGCAGUGCCCCGUGGGCCUCAACACGCUGGCGUUCCCCAGCCUUCGCCGCAAGGACGUCCCGGACGAGAAGCAGCCCUGGGCCUACCUGCGCUGCGGCCACGUGCACGGCUACCACGGCUGGGGGGGCCGCCGCGACCCCGCGGUGGAGGCGGAGCGCCAGGAGAGGGAGUGCCCCAUGUGCCGGACGCGGGGCCCGUACAAGCCGCUGUGGCUGGGCUGCGAGGCGGGCUUCUACGUGGACGAGGAGCCGCCGACGCACGCCUUCGUCCCCUGCGGUCACGUCUGCUCGGGGAUGACGACGGCGUACUGGAGCCGGAUCCCGCUGCCGCACGGCACGCACGCCUUCCACGCCGCCUGCCCCUUCUGCCUUCAGCCGCUGGGCGAAGAGGCCGGCUGCGUCAGACUCAUCUUCCAGAGCCCGCUGGACUAGAAACACUCGGACCUCUUGUCUCAUGCCUUAACCGAGGGCGUAGGUUUUGUGUCAGCAGUCGGGGGGGGGGGGGGGCACAGAAAGGUUUAAGAUAUAAUCUACACUCUAAGAAAUACAUCCGUAAAAUAACUGAAAAAGUUCUGGCAGCUCAACACCCGGACUUUUCCCCUUAGUUAAAAUAAUGCAAAAGAUGUGUGUGUGAAUCUACAGUUAAAAUACAGAAACAUUUUCUGUUAGGCCAGUUAUAUAAAACGGUCUCACAUCUCAGUUAGUAACCUUCUGAAAACGUCAAAUAUAGUGUAAAAAGCAACAAAAACAUCAGAAAUGGGACGAAUAAUUGGGAAGAAAGUGACAACGUGAACUUAAUCUCCCAAAACCAAGGAUACAUAUUUAGAAGGGAGAAAUCUACUUCU